This is a messenger RNA of Arachis stenosperma, 2049 nucleotides long. RefSeq lists its product as uncharacterized. The transcript is spliced from 3 exons. Lineage: Eukaryota; Viridiplantae; Streptophyta; Magnoliopsida; Fabales; Fabaceae. Bases 1 to 2049 code for a protein of 682 amino acids. The record is from RefSeq and is a predicted model, not a curated record. Gene Ontology annotation, molecular function: zinc ion binding.
AUGUUUCAUUGUCGCCGGCAGUUUCCAGAGGUGAGGACACCAGAGCUGUUGGCGAAGUUGGUUGACGUGGUGUCCAGCUCGGGAGGUUCGAACCGGAAUACCACCACUUUAGCCACGGUUUCCGGUUCUAGCUCCAGACCUGCCGUUGCGUCUUCCUCCGUCCCUGCGUACGAGCCACCCCUCCAACCUGUUGCAUCCCCUUUGUUCGCUGUUGAUCUACACGGCAGUGUAGGCGACGAGGUCGGACAAGGGGAGUAUCUGCCGACAUCUUUACAGUGUGCUGCACCGGCUGGGGUUGGAGAUGGAUUCUUGGAUGAUCCAGAGGACGAUGAUGUCGAGUCGGACACGAUUGCUGAUGACAAUGGGGAUGAUGUUGGAGCAGGUGAGCCUGCUGGGGUAGGCGGUGGUUCUAGCUCUGCACGCAGCAGUACCCCUCGUCUGAUAGAGUUUCAGGUUGGUCAGCAAUUUCCGGAUAAAGAAGAGGCCCUGUUAAGUGUCAAGACUUACAGCAUACGGCGAGGGGUACAGUACAAGGUGGUGGAGUCCGACUAUCGCCGGUAUGUGGGCAAGUGUUCUGAGUUCGGCAAUGGGUGCACAUGGUUGAUUCAGCUCAGUCUCCGACAGCGCAAGGGGAUUUGGGAGGUCAAACGUUACAACGGACCGCAUACUUGUCUCGCGACCUCCAUCUCCAGCGACCACAGGAGUUUGGAUUACCAUGUGAUCUCGGCAUUUGUUAUGCCAAUGGUUAGGGCUGAUGCAUCCGUCAGCAUCAAGGUGCUCCUAAAUGCCACCGCCGCACACUUUGGGUUUAGGCCGACUUAUAGGAGGGUCUGGUUGGCGAAGCAGAAGGCUGUUUCCCUCAUCUAUGGUGACUGGGAUGAGUCGUACAACGAGCUCCCAAGGUGGGUGUUAGGAGUCCAGUUGACGAUGCCUGGUACUGUUGCAGUGCUGAGGACGAGCCAUGACGGGAACUCCAACAUACUCCCGGUUGCCUUCGCAUUAGUCGAGAGUGAGAAUGCUGAGUCGUGGUCCUUCUUUCUCUCCCACCUGCGUGAGCAUGUGACACCGCAGCCGGGUUUGCUGGUUAUCUCAGACAGGCAUAACGGCAUCAAGGCCGCCCUUGAGGAUCCUGACGGAGGCUGGUUACCUCCGUCUGUAUACCGGGCAUUCUGCAUUCGACAUGUUGCAGCAAAUUUCGCCCUUACCUUCAAGGGCAAAGAUGCAAGGAGGCUACUCGUGAAUGCGGUGUACGCUAAGACCGAGGUCGAGUUCCAAUAUUGGUUUGAUAUUCUUAGGUCCGAAGACCCGGCGAUGUGUGACUGGGCAAACCGGAUUGAGUAUUCCUUGUGGACACAACAUUGUGAUAAGGGGCGUAGAUUCGGACACAUGACGACGAAUAUAUCUGAGUGUGUGAACUCGAUCCUCAAGGGUGUCAGAAACCUUCCUGUGUGCUCGCUAGUGAAGGCAACAUACGGAAGGUUGGCCGAAUUAUUUGUUCGCAAAGGGAGGGAGGCUGAGGCGCAGAUGGAAACCGGACAACAAUUUAGUCAGCACUUGGUGAAGUGUAUAGAGGCCAACUUGAAGACGGCUAGGUGCUUCACAGUUACUGUGUAUGACAGGGAUAACUCCGAGUUCACCGUCGCAGAGACAACUCCGACUGGUUCUUUCUCACUGGGUACCUACAGAGUCUCGCUUGCAUCUCGCACAUGUGACUGCGGAUACUUUCAGGCACUUCAUUUCCCGUGUCCCCAUGCACUGGCAUGCUGUGCCUACUCACGGCUUACAUGGGAGCCUUACGUCCACCAGGUGUAUCGUCUUAGUUCGGUUUUCAGUGUGUAUCAGAUGGGUUUCACACCUCCCAUUCCAGAGGGUUUCUGGCCACCAUAUGACGGGCCGACUGUCAUCCCUGACCCCAAUAAGAGGCGUGCGAGAGAGGGUCGUCCCAGGUCUACUCGGAUACGGACCAAUAUGGACGAGGCAGAUUCGAACCGGCCAAAGAGAUGUGGGCUUUGUCGGAAGCCCGGCCACACACGUCAGAGUUGCCCAUAG